AUGUCGACUUGUGCCUUUUACAAAUGGAUCAAAUCUCGAGAUUCGUCCGAUAUUAAUGAACUUUCCAGUAAAAUCGAUGAAUCCCAAUGUCGUUCACCUCCGUCAACGUUUCAACUCAACAAACGAAAAUCUAGUUUCCGAAGAAUUCUCAAAAAUCCCGUUCGACGUCUGAGCUUGAAAGAUAAUAGUAUCAUCAAAGAUGCGAAAGUCACCAGUCCUACAGACUUAAUCGCUAGCGCAAACACAAUUUCGCCGGAAGAUAAUCAUCACACAGAUCCUGUGCAUAAACGACCACCGUUGGCUUUCAAUUCAGCAAAUUCCAGAAAAUUGAAAGCAUUUACGUUCGCAGAUACAGCAGAUUUGACGUCAUAUCCUGAUGGAACGAAUCCUUUGAGUAAAUCAAUUGAUAACGAUGGCCUCACUGGUUUCUACAAAAUGACAGAUUCAUCAUCAUCAUCCAACGCUGCACCAAUCAUUUCGCCAGUAGAUAACGUAGAAACUGCUUGCAUUGAAAUCCCACUAUCUCUUGAUAUACAAUCACAACUUAAAUUAACAAAUGGUGGAGAUUCACUUUCUCCACCAGCUAUCAGGUGA
Molecule: messenger RNA, 594 nt
Organism: Adineta ricciae
Lineage: Eukaryota; Metazoa; Rotifera; Eurotatoria; Adinetida; Adinetidae
Source: the annotation of a GenBank genome assembly